Messenger RNA from Daphnia pulicaria, 2424 nucleotides. RefSeq names its product double-stranded RNA-binding protein Staufen homolog. Lineage: Eukaryota; Metazoa; Arthropoda; Branchiopoda; Diplostraca; Daphniidae. The record is from RefSeq and is a predicted model, not a curated record. The transcript is spliced from 12 exons. The coding region runs from base 119 to 2197 and encodes 692 amino acids.
AACAUAUUCUGUGAGUCAAACCAACUUUUUGUGGUUAUUUCAAGUGUCGAGAAGAUUAAACAAACUCCUGGUUUUCUUAUGAUUGAACUAAAAAAGGCACUUGUUUUCAUUGUUUAUAAUGAAUAAUGUUCAAGAAAGAAGUGCUUAUGAAUCAAGAAACAGAGAUGUUAAAGAUCAGGUAUUUGAACCUAAUUGGAAAAUGUCAGGUGGUGCACAAGAAGCCCUCAUACCAGUUCAAGGUCUAGAGUUGAAGAACACAAUUGAUGAGAUACACAAAAUUGAAACAUUUGAGAAUGUUGGAUGCAUUGAGAAAGAAAAUCGGUGUGAAUCUACUGAUGAUACUGAUUUCUCAAUGGGUUUACAAGACAAAUCUGAGCAGAAUGGGAAAAAGAAAACCCCAAUGUGUCUAGUCAAUGAGCUUGCUCGCCACCAUAAGAUACAGCCUCAGUAUCGUCUGACAGAGGAAUCAGGACCUGCACAUCAGAAAACAUUUGUUGUGAACCUGAAAUUGGGUGAGGAGCAGUAUAGUGCAACUGGACAAAGUAUUAAGAAAGCACAACAUGCUGCUGCUGAACUAGCCCUUAAGAAGACUGAUUACCAAGUUCCUGAACCUAAACCUAAAGUGAAAUGCAUGUCAAACUCUCAAUGUGACAAACCUAUUACCCCAACUGUGGAACUUAAUGCUUUGGCUAUGAAGCUAAAUUUUCAACCUGUAUACACAAAUCUGGCGCCUUUGUCUAUUAAAUCCAAGAUCCAAGAAGAUGGUGAGCAAUCACCCGUGUGUAAAGGUGACUUUCGAUUAAAUCAAGUGGAUCAAAACGAAAGAUUUUUAAACGCCGAUUUUCAGCGUCAACAUACUCACACGUCUCAGCGAUUUCCCUCAAGCUCAAAUCAGAGAUACUACUUUAAUCGUUACCAACAAGCACCAGUGACGCAUAGAGUUACUUUAGCAGUUGGUCAUGUUUUCGUUACUGGUGAAGGACUUCAACCUCAAGCAGCGCGGCACCACGCUGCACAACAGGCACUGGAGCAGUUACGGGGCCAAACGUUGAUUGACAAAGUGCAAUUGGAUGAGGCUGCAGUUAUUAGCGAAGCCAACACGGACUCGGAUUUAAAAUCUCCCGUCUCCUUAGUUCACGAAUUGGCACUAAAGUUAAAUUUAACUGUAGAAUUUACAGUUUUGAAUGAGAGUGGACCGCCCCACAUGAGAAAUUUCAUCGUGCAAUGCAAACUAGGGGAAGUUACUACUCAAGGAGAAGGAAACUGUAAAAAGGUGGCCAAAAGAAAAGCAGCAGAGAUCAUGAUCGAUGAAUUAAAGAAGGUCCACCCUAACGGAGUCUUGCGUCCUUUGGAAGGAAAUACCGUAAGCCCACCACGCAUCCGCGUCAAAAAUAAAUCAACCAUCGCCAGGAAAAAGCCACGCAAUUUAGUCAAGGAUGUUACAUCUGCAUCUAACGGUUGCCUUGGCACAAAACCUCAAGAUCCAAUAUCUCAACUAGUUCAACUGCAGCAGGCGAGGAAAGAAAAGGAACCAGUAUUUACUGUUUUGUCAGAAAGGGGAAUCCCCCGUCAGUCCCCCGAAUUUGUUGUAGAAGUUGCUGUUGGCUCAGUAACGGCAACAGGUGUUGGAACUAAAAAAAAAGACGCCAAACGCGCUGCUGCUCUCAAGGCGCUGGAUGCUCUUGGUGAUUCCAGCAAGUCAUCUGCUUCUAGCGAUACAUCAGUUGCUGUUGAGACGCUCUUACAGGAUGCGCCACUCUCCAACAGCAAUUGCACAGGUCGUCAAAUGGUUCCGGGUCUUCUUUUAUUAGGAGGCGGACAGAGUAGGAAAAUUGACUCUCCAUUCAUAACCGAUUCAUCGAAUGCCACUGGAAUUAAAGAAACUACUCAAUCGUCUCGUCCGCCCAAGACUUCUGGAGGGUUGCGCCCGGAAAUACGUCUAAGGUACUUGGCCCAAGUACUGGAAUACGAGGUCGAAUUUUCCGAUUUUCCAAAGGGCAAGAAAGGAGAUUUCGUUAGCCUUGUGACCUUGAAUACAAAUCCUCCGCAAGUGUCGCACGGACUGGGUGCCACUUUGGAAGAAGCCCAUGAUAACGCUGCUUCCAAUAUGAUGAAAUUGCUUUCUGAAGGGUCUCAAGAUGACACCGUUGGUCCCAACAAAGAAAACGCAGAUCAACGAAGCACAGGACCCCAAUAAUUUUGUUUUUCCUAUAAUGCCCUGUUUGAUAUGUUGAGAUUUGAAAUGAGAUUGUCUCAUAUCUAUUUAAUUUAGUUUUUGUGUCAUUUAACUUAAUAUUCAAGCACGAUAUCACGAUUUUUCUUUUGUUUUUCCUUUGUGGGUUUGCAGUCAAAACUAUUUUUCUUUGUAUUUCACUCUUUUUUUCCCCCUUCUACAUUGUACACGGUUCAGCUUUUUAUUUCAUU